CUCGGCCUGGACCGCUGUGGGACCCGUAGAUCGUAGAAGCUAGGCGGUGCGUGCACUCGCUAAGUGACCCGGAAGGGAGCUGCUGAGGAGGCGGGACCUGGACGGCAGGUCCCAGCUAAGACGGGUCCGGACGGUGGGAGGAGAUCAGGAUGAUAGGGGAACGGCGUGCUAGGGGCCUUAUGGUGCCCUUGGGGCCCCAGCUGCAGGCAUAUCCUGAAGAACUUAUUCGACAGCGGCCUGGACAUGAUGGACACCCUGAAUACCUGGUCCGAUGGAGUGUCCUGAAGUGUGGAGAAGUGAGCAAAGUGGGUGUAGAGGAAGGCAAAGCAGAGCACAUUCUCAUGUGGCUGUCAGCCCCAGAGGUCUAUGCUAACUGCCCCAUGCUAUUAGGUGAGCGAGCACUAUCUAAGGGACCUCAGCAUGAACCAUCUGGGGGUUCAGGAAGCUUUCCCAGAGACCCAGGAGGCCUGGACGAUGUGGCAAUGGGAGAGAUGGAGGCUGAUGUGCGGGCGCUGGUACGCAGGGCUGCCAGGCAGCUGGCAGAAGGUGGGACCUCAAGCCUUACAGCUGCUGUGCUCCACACCAUCCAUGUGCUCAGUGCAUAUGCCAGCAUCGGGCCUCUCACUGGGGUCUUCAGGGAAACAGGAGCCCUAGACCUGCUCAUGCACAUGCUGUGCAAUCCUGAGCCUCAAAUUCGUCGGAGUGCGGGCAAGAUGCUGCAGGCUCUGGCAGCCCACGAUGCUGGGAGUCGGGCUCACGUCCUUCUGUCACUGAGCCAGCAAGAUGGCAUCGAGCAGCACAUGGAUUUUGACAGCCGAUAUACUUUGCUGGAGCUGUUUGCAGAGACCACAUCCUCUGAAGAGCACUGCAUGGCCUUUGAAGGCAUUCAUCUGCCUCAGAUCCCAGGAAAGCUGCUCUUCUCCUUGGUGAAGCGCUAUCUAUGUGUUACUUCCUUGCUGGAUCAACUAAAUAACAGUCCAGAGCCAGGAGCUGGAGACCAAAGUUCCCCAAGCACCAUGAGGGAGAAAAACCGGGGACAAAGGGAGCUGGAGUUCAGCAUGGCUGUGGGCAACCUCAUUUCAGAACUGGUGCGGAGCAUGGGCUGGGCCCGGAACAUCAGUGAACAGGGCACGUUACCACCCAGGCCACCUCGGUCCAUCUUUCAACCCUGCAUUUCAGGACCACCCCUUUUACUCCCCACCAUUGUCACCAUCCCCAGAAGGCAAGGGUGGGCCUUUCGCCAGCGCUCCGAAUUCUCUAGCCGUAGUGGCUAUGGCGAGUACGUGCAGCAGACACUGCAGCCAGGGAUGCGAGUGCGGAUGCUGGAUGAUUACGAGGAGAUCAGUGCUGGGGAUGAAGGUGAAUUCCGGCAGAGCAACAGUGGUGUGCCCCCUGUGCAGGUCUUCUGGCAGUCGACAGGCCGCACCUACUGGGUGCACUGGCACAUGCUGGAGAUAUUGGGCGCUGAGGAAGCUACUGGGGAUUCAGCUUCGGCAGCUGUGGAGAAGGGGGCAGGGGCUACUGUAUUGGGCACAGCAUUUCCUUCCUGGGACUGGAAGCCUGUGGAUGGCCUCUACUGCUUGCCGUACCUCCAGACUGAGCCUCAGAAGAAUGAGGAAUUGGGAUACCUGACCCAAGCUGAGUGGUGGGAAUUGCUUUUCUUCAUCAAAAAGUUGGACAUAUGUGAACAGCAGCCAAUUUUCCAGAAUCUUCAGGAGAAACUAGAUGAGACCCUGGGUGAAAAGUCUCUAGGUGAGAUCUCUGUGCCUGUGGAGAUGGCUGAGGGUCUUCUGCAGGUUCUCAGUAAUCGGUUUGAGGGCAGCACCCUCCGUGACUUGCUCAACUCCCAAAUCUAUACCAAAUAUGGACUGCUACCUGAUGAACUAAGCAGCUUAUCUUCACGAAGUCACUGCUGUACCUCAGAUCCAGAAGGGGAAUCCAAGUCAGAGGCCAGCUUCUCAGAGGAAGAGACUGAAUCCCCUAAAGCAAAGACUGAGCCCCCUAAGGCAGAGUCACAGCCUGCCAAGGCAAAGACUGAGCCUCCCAUGGCCCAGAGUGAUUCACAGCUGUUUAACCAGCUUCUGGUGACUGAGGGGAUGGUUCUGUCCCCUGAGAUGAAGGAGGCAGCCAGUGAAAUGGCUAGAGCCUUGCGGGGUCCUGGUCCGCGCAGCUCCCUGGAUCAGCAUGUAGCAGCAGUCGUGGCCACUGUGCAGAUAUCCAGCUUGGACACAAACCUACAGCUUUCAGGGCUCUCUGCCCUCUCUCAGGCUUUGGAAGAGGUCACAGAGCGGGACCACCCUCUGGUCCGUCCUGACAGAUCAUUGAGAGAGAAGCUAGUGAAGACGCUGGUGGAGUUGCUGACCAAUCAGGUGGGAGAGAAGAUGGUGGUGGUGCUGGCUCUCCGCCUCCUUUACCUGCUCAUGACCAAGCAUGAGUGGCGCCCACUCUUUGCCAGAGAGGGUGGCAUCUACGCUGUGCUGGUUUGCAUGCAAGAAUAUAAGACUUCUGUCUUGGUACAACAGGCAGGGCUGGCGGUGCUGAAGAUGCUGGCUGUUUCUAGCGCCUCAGAGAUCCCCACUUUUGUUGCUGGUCGAGAUUCCAUUCAGCCUUUGUUUGAUGCCCAGAUGACCAGAGAGAUCUUUGCCAGCAUUGAUUCAGCCACACGCCCAGGCUCUGAGAGCCUACUGCUUACUGUCCCUGCAGCUGUGAUCCUGAUGCUGAACACUGAGGGGUGUUCCUCUGCAGUGAGAAAUGGCCUGCUUCUGCUCAACAUGCUUUUGUGUAACCACCACACUCUGGGGGACCAGAUCAUAACCCGAGAGCUGAGAGACACCUUGUUCAGGCAUUCAGGGGUAGCACCAGGAGUAGAACCCAUGCCUACCACACGCACCAUCCUCAUGAUGCUUCUCAAUCGCUACUCUGAGCCACCGGGUAGUCCUGAGUAUACAGCAUUGGAAACCCCCAGUGCCCAAGGCCAGGAUGGGUCCCCUGAGCUAUUGAUUCGAUCCCUAGUGGGGGGCCCAUCUGCAGAACUACUCCUGGACUUGGAGCAUAUGUUGUGCCAUGAGGGCAGCCCAGGGGGCACUGUGAGGCCCCUCCUCAAGCGCCUUCAGCAGGAGACCCAGCCCUUCCUCCUGUUGCUGCGAACUCUGGAUGCCCCUGGGCCCAACAAGACUGUGCUCCUGACAGUGCUGAGGGUCAUGACCCGCCUGUUGGAUUACCCUGAAGCAAUGGCCCUCCCCUGGCAUGAGGUCUUGGAGCCCUGCCUCAACUGCCUGAGUGGACCCAGCAGUGACUCUGAGAUUGUUCAGGAACUAACCUGCUUCCUGCAUCGCCUGGCUUCAAUGCAUAAGGACUAUGCUGUAGUUCUCUGCUGCCUGGGAGCAAAAGAGGCCCUCUCCAAAGCUCUAGACAAGCACUCAGCUCAACUGCUGUUGGCCUCUGAGCUGCGGGACCUGGUGACAGAGUGUGAGAAGUACGCCCAGCUCUAUAGCAACCUCACCUCCAGCAUCUUGGCUGGCUGCAUUCAGAUGGUGUUGGGUCAAAUUGAAGACCACAGACGAACCCACCAACCCAUCAAUAUUCCCUUCUUUGAUGUGUUCCUCAGGCAUCUCUGCCAGGGUGUGGCUUCUACCCCUUACCACUGGCCCCCAGGCUCCAGUGUGGAAGUGAAGGAAGACAAGUGCUGGGAGAAGGUGGAGGUGUCUUCCAACCCACACCGGGCCAAUAAGCUGAUGGACCGUAACCCCAAGACCUACUGGGAGUCCAAUGGCAGCACUGGCUCCCACUACAUCACUUUGCAUAUGCACCGUGGCGUUCUUAUUAGGCAGCUGACUUUGCUGGUGGCCAGUGAGGACUCAAGUUACAUGCCAGCCAGGGUGGUGGUAUUUGGGGGUGACAGUACCAGUUGCAUCAGCACCGAGCUCAAUAUGGUAAAUGUGAUGCCCUCUGCCAGCCGGGUAACCCUCCUAGAGAAUCUGAACCGCUUCUGGCCCAUCAUCCAGAUCCGUAUAAAGCGCUGCCAGCAGGGUGGCAUCGACACCCGGGUUCGGGGUGUGGAGGUCCUGGGCCCUAAGCCCACUUUCUGGCCACUGUUCCGGGAGCAGCUGUGUCGCCGUACAUGUCUCUUCUACACAAUUCGGGCACAAGCCUGGAGCCGGGACAUAGCAGAGGACCGCAAGCGUCUUCUCCAGCUCUGUCCCAGACUGAACAGGGUUUUGCGUCAUGAACAGAAUUUUGCUGAUCGCUUCCUCCCUGAUGAUGAGGCCGCCCAAGCACUGGGCAAGACCUGCUGGGAGGCCCUGGUCAGCCCCCUAGUGCAGAACAUCACCUUGCCCGAUGCAGAAGGUGUGAGCUCUCUGGGAUGGCUGCUGGAUCAGUACUUAGAGCAGAGAGAGAACUCUCAAAUCCCCAUGAGUCGAGCAGCAUCAUUUGCAUCUCGAGUUCGUCGCCUUUGCCACUUGCUGGUGCAUGCGGAGCCUCCUCCUGGACCUUCUCCUGAACCAUUGACACGGCCCUUCAGCAAAAACAGCAAAGUUCGGGAUCGGAGCCCUGUGCCCUCACCAGUUCUUCCAAGCAGCAGCCUGAGGAACAUAACCCAGUGCUGGUUGAGUGUGGUGCAGGAGCAGGUCAGCAGAUUCUUGGCUGCAGCCUGGAGGGCCCCAGACUUUGUGCCUCGUUACUGCAAACUCUAUGAGCACUUGCAGAGAGCAGGUUCCGAGCUGUUUGGGUCCCGGGCAGCCUUUACCCUGGCUCUGCGCAGCGGUUUCUCUGGUGCCCUGUUGCAGCAGUCCUUUCUCACUGCUGCUCACAUGAGUGAGCAGUUUGCUAGGCACCUUGACCAACAGAUCCAGGGUAACCUGUUUGGUGGAUCCCCUGGAGUAGAAAUGCUGGGGCAGCUUCAGCAACACCUGGAACCCAUCAUGGUCCUUUCUGGCUUGGAGCUGGCCACUACUUUUGAGCAUUUCUAUCAGCACUACAUGGCAGACCGUCUUCUGAGCUUGGGUUCCACCUGGCUGGAGGGGGCUGUGCUGGAGCAGAUUGGCCUCUGCUUUCCCAACCGCCUCCCCCAGCAGAUGUUACGGAGCCUGAGCACCUCAGAGGAGCUACAGCGCCAGUUUCACCUUUUCCAGCUCCAGCAGCUUGACAGGUUGCUCUUGGAGCAGGAAGAUGAGGAGGAACUAGAAGAAGAGGGGGAGGAAGAGGAGGAAGAAGAGGCGGGGAAAGAAAUUUUUAUGGAAGAUCCAAGUCCAACAGUUUCCAUACUGGUCCUGUCACCACGCUGCUGGCCUGUCUCCCCACUCUGCUAUCUGCACCAUCCCAGAAAGUGCCUUCCCACGGAAUUCUGUGAUGCCCUUGAUUGCUUCUCCAGUUUCUACAGCCAGAGUCAGAACCACCCAGUUCUGGACAUGGGACCACAUCGGCGACUGCAGUGGACAUGGCUGGGCAGGGCUGAGCUGCAGUUUGGUGAUCAGACCCUACAUGUGUCCACCGUGCAGAUGUGGCUGCUGUUGAAUUUCAAUCAGAUAGAGGAGGUAUCAAUAGAGACCUUGCUGAAGAAUUCUGACCUCUCUGCUGAGCUACUGCACCAGGCACUUCUGCCCCUCACCUCCGAGAAUGGCCCUUUGACCCUGAAAGAGGGUCAGGACUUUCCACACAGGGGUGUGCUGCGGCUCCGCAGACCUGGACUCCAGCCCAAUGAGGAGGUCCUGUGGCUCAUACCUCCACAGACAUACCUGAAUGUUGAGAAGGAUGAGGGCCGAACCCUGGAACAGAAGAGGAACCUCUUGAGCUGUCUUCUUAUUCGUAUUCUUAAAGCCCAUGGAGAAAAAGGCCUCCACAUUGAUCAGCUGGUUUGUUUGGUGCUGGAGGCCUGGCAGAAGGGCCCAAAUCCCCCUGGAAGCCUGGGUCGUGCUGUUGCUGGAGGUGUAGCCUGUACUAGUACAGAUGUCCUCUCUUGCAUUCUGCAUCUCCUGGGCCAGGGCUAUGUAGAACGGCGUGAUGACCGGCCCCAGAUCCUGAUGUAUGCCACACCAGAGCCCAUGGGUCCCUGCAGGGGUCAAGCAGAUGUCCCUUUCUGUGGCAACCAAAGUACCAAGGCCUCCAAGCCAAGCCCAGAAGCCAUGGUGGCUCUGGCAUCUUUACAGCUGCCAGCAGGCCGCACCAUGAGCCCCCAGGAAGUAGAAGGGUUGAUGGAGCAGACAGUGCGGCAGGUGCAGGAGACACUGAACUUAGAGCCAGAUGUGGCUCAGCACCUUUUGGCUCAUACCCACUGGGGUGCCGACCAACUGCUGCAGAAUUACAGUGAUGACCCUGAGCCACUGUUACUGGCAGCUGGACUGUGUGUACCCCCGGCCCAGACUGCCCCCACACUCCCUGAUCACUGUCCCGUCUGUGUGAGCCCCCUGGAACCCAAUGACGAUUUGCCCUCCCUUUGCUGCAAGCACUACUGCUGUAAGUCUUGUUGGAAUGAGUAUCUGACAACUCGGAUCGAGCAGAACCUUGUGCUGAACUGCACCUGCCCCAUUGCUGACUGUCCCGCCCAGCCCACCAGCGCCUUUAUACGUGCCAUCGUCUCCUCACCAGAGGUCAUCUCCAAGUAUGAGAAGGCCCUUCUGCGUGGUUAUGUGGAGAGCUGUUCCAACCUGACCUGGUGCACCAACCCCCAGGGCUGCGACCGCAUUCUCUGCCGCCAAGGCCUAGGCUGUGGGACCACCUGCUCCAAGUGUGGCUGGGCCUCCUGCUUCAACUGUAGCUUCCCUGAGGCACACUACCCUGCCAGCUGUGGCCACAUGUCUCAGUGGGUUGAUGAUGGUGGUUACUAUGACGGCAUGAGUGUGGAGGCCCAGAGCAAGCACCUGGCCAAGCUCAUCUCCAAACGCUGUCCCAGCUGUCAGGCUCCCAUUGAGAAGAACGAGGGGUGCCUGCACAUGACCUGUGCCAAAUGUAACCAUGGAUUCUGCUGGCGCUGCCUCAAGUCCUGGAAGCCAAAUCACAAAGACUAUUACAACUGCUCUGCCAUGGUAAGCAAAGCAGCUCGCCAGGAGAAGAGGUUUCAGGACUAUAAUGAACGGUGUACUUUCCAUCACCAGGCACGGGAAUUUGCUGUGAACUUGCGGAACCGAGUCUCUGCCAUCCAUGAGGUGCCCCCACCCAGAUCCUUCACAUUCCUCAGUGAUGCCUGCCGGGGCCUUGAGCAGGCUCGAAAGGUGCUGGCCUAUGCCUGUGUAUACAGCUUCUACAGCCAGGACACAGAGUACAUGGAUGUGGUGGAGCAGCAGACAGAGAGCCUGGAGCUGCACACCAAUGCCCUGCAGAUCCUCCUUGAGGAGACCCUGCUGCGUUGCCAAGACCUGGCCUCUUCUCUGCGCCUCUUGCGGACUGACUGUCUCAACACAGGCAUGGAGCUGCUGCGGCGGAUCCAGGAGAGGCUGUUAGCCAUCCUGCAGCAUUCCACCCAGGAUUUCCGAGUUGGUCUUCAGAGUCCAUCAGUAGAGGCCCGGGAGGCAAGAGGAUCCAACGUACCUGACAAUCAGCCCCAGGAUUCCUCUGGGCUGGAGGCAGAGGAUGAGGAGGAAGAGGAUGAGGAGGAAGAUGAUGAGGAUGAUGUGCCCGAGUGGCAGCAAGAUGAGUUUGAUGAGGAGCUGGACAAUGACAGCCUUUUCUACGAUGAGGAAUCUGAAAAUCUGGACCGAGAGACUUUCUUCUUUGGUGAUGAGGAGGAUGAUGAUGAAGCCUAUGACUGAGGGGCAGGAUGCAGGAAACUGCUGGAGUUGCCCCACCAGAAUCAUGGGGCUGUGGGGAUGGGGAGUUCACCGCUUCCCACCAUUGUGAGGAGGGGAUCCCCAGUGUCUGCAGCACCCUCUUCUGUUUACUGAAUAAAACUUUUUUUCACAAACUUC
Molecule: messenger RNA, 7901 nt
Organism: Ictidomys tridecemlineatus (thirteen-lined ground squirrel)
Lineage: Eukaryota; Metazoa; Chordata; Mammalia; Rodentia; Sciuridae
Gene: Cul9
Product: cullin 9
Biological process (GO): ubiquitin-dependent protein catabolic process
Cellular component (GO): cullin-RING ubiquitin ligase complex
Molecular function (GO): ubiquitin protein ligase binding; zinc ion binding
Source: RefSeq, a predicted model, not a curated record